ACGCUCACGCAACGGACAUACUAAUGGGCAAUAUUGCCUGUGGUCCACAUUGCUGUAUUACAAAAACUGAAGUUCGUGGUGAAACUGUCUCCCUGGCCCACCCUAAUUCACAAGUGAAUGUGACGUGCGGUUGACUGGCUUAUGAUUACGAGCUAUAUUAUUGAGGUCAUUUGGAGCAAUUCGUUCAAAAUUGAGAAUAGCCAAGCAAGGCCGAUCAUUCGUGUGGUGAAGUUUUCAUUCUCCGGAUGUAACUUGUACGACGUUCAUCUGCAACAUACGGACAAAAGUGUCAAACGUAUUCCGGCCGAGAUCGAGCACAGUGUUGAUUUGGAGGCGUGUUUCUGGCUCCCGAGGGCAUUCCCUUCCAUGUUUGACGUCAAGCAGUCAAACUAGAUUCCCUCUUCUAUCUGUCGCCCACCGACUAUUUCCGAGCGAGCCCAAUCCCAUGGCAGCAUCAGUAUUCUAAUCAAUCAUCACUGGGCAAGACAAAAUGAUGAGCGGAGAGACCCCAUUGGGGGGUAAAGAGGUGCCCUCCGGCGUGCUUCGGGAUCGCACCAAUGCCUCGUCAACUCGAAAGGAAAGAGUCGUUCCGUUGCCUCGUGGUGCCAAAGAAGAGGUGAAGAAAAUGGUGGAUAGCAAGCGUGGGCCCGAAACGAAUCGGGAGCCAACCAUGGAGCAUGUGCAAUCCGAUCCACCCUCACCCUCCAAUGGAGUCGUGGAUCCUUGUCCUUUUAGUAAGAAUUCGUACGUGAUUACGAAGCACGUGGUGGCCAUGGUGGGGCUACCUGCUCGCGGCAAAUCCUACAUAUCCGAGAAACUCAAGCGAUACCUCAACUGGAUUCAUAUCAACACCAUGAAGUUCAACGUUGGUCAGCGCCGUCGAAACGAAGUUGGAGAAUCUCAAAACACGGAAGAGUUCUUCAGCCAAGACAACAAGGAGGCGAUGAAAAUACGUGAGAAACUGGCAGCCGACACUUUGACCGAGGCCUUGAAUUUCUUGGACAAUGGGGGCGAAGUGGCCGUGUUCGAUGCCACCAACGUCAGUCUGAAGCGGAGAAGUUUUAUCUACCAACGAGUUGUUAAGGAGAAAGGCUACAAGCUCCUCUUCAUUGAGUCGAUAUGCGACAAAGAAGAACUCAUCAUGAAGACGGUGAGUGAAGUGAAAGCUCAUGGAAAGGAUUUCGAAAAUUGCCAGGACAAGGAAGAGGCUAUGCAAAGAUUCAAAAAACGUAUCGAGUUGUACAAGCAACAGUAUGAGCCUUUAGGCCACUCGUCCGAAUCUCACUAUAGCUUCAUCAAGAUCAUCAACGGCGGUGAGCAGAUCGUCAUGAAUCGUCAUGAUGGUUACCUGCAAUCCAAGAUAGGCUUCUGGGUGAUGAACAUUCGGAUCACGCCUACCCGUAUCUAUUUCACCCGUCACGGAGAAUCUCAAGACAAUGUUGAUGGGAAAAUCGGGGGCGACAGUCUACUCUCGUCCAAGGGACAGAAAUUUGCCACAGCCUUGGGGAAAUACUUUAACGAGAUGGCCAAUCCAAAUCUUCACGUUUGGACAUCAUGGCUCAAAAGAACGAUCCAGACAGCGAGCGAGAUCGAUGCUCCCAAAGAAAGGUGGAAGGCUCUCAAUGAGAUAGAUGCCGGUAAAUGUGACGGAUUGACUUAUGCCGAUAUCGAGCGACAAUAUCCUGUUCACUACAAGGCCCGAGAAAUGUACAAGCUGACCUACCGUUAUCCCGACGGAGAGUCUUACGAGGACCUUUGUCUUCGCCUUGAGUCUGUUAUAAUGGAACUGGAACGCCGUGAGAAUGUGCUCAUAGUGUCGCAUCAAGCCGUUCUGAGGUGUCUCCUGGCAUACUUUCUACCCGAAUAUGACGACCAACUCCCAUAUAUUAAAGUUCCCUUGCACAAUGUGAUAACUCUUGAGCCAAACGGACUGUCGUACGACAUAGUGCACAAAGAUUUCGAAAUACCUGCUGUUGACACUCAUCGUCCGAAAGGCUCGGAACCACGGCCGGACCCUAGCAUCACCGAAGAGCAGAUCAAAGCAAUCGGUCCACAACAACUCCUGGCUGAUGGAGGUCGAAUAGCGGGCGCGUAUAGCUCUCCCAAGUUUCACGACCCGAGGAAUUGAGAAGAGUAGAAAUGUACGGCCGGGGAAGGUUGUGUUAAUGGGAAUUUGUUGUCGACUUGGGGGGAAACGCAGAUUUCCCAUCUCCUUCCUCAUUUGUGAUGAGCCUUAUGGAAGAUAGAGCAUCAAUUAUGGAGGAAGUCGAUCCUCCAUUUAUUUUUGUACUAGCUAUCCAUAUUAUUGAUAUGUUCAUGGCCUGAAACAACGUUACGAUUAUUGACCUUCACAAUCAUGCUUCUGUUGCACCAUUAGCAAAUAAAUGUUUCCGUUGAUGAAAAAAAA
Molecule: messenger RNA, 2407 nt
Organism: Tigriopus californicus
Lineage: Eukaryota; Metazoa; Arthropoda; Copepoda; Harpacticoida; Harpacticidae
Product: 6-phosphofructo-2-kinase/fructose-2,6-bisphosphatase-like
Exons: 2
Coding region: 491-2128 (545 amino acids)
Biological process (GO): fructose metabolic process; fructose 2,6-bisphosphate metabolic process
Cellular component (GO): cytosol
Molecular function (GO): 6-phosphofructo-2-kinase activity; ATP binding; fructose-2,6-bisphosphate 2-phosphatase activity
Source: RefSeq, a predicted model, not a curated record